AUGGCUCGUCUACUUUUAAAAACACCUCAUUCACAGUCGUAUCAUUUUUGUCCGAAUAAUGCCAUGCAUGCAAGUUCGUCAGACGCAAUGCUCAUUUCACAUGACGAUGAGCAUUUUGAUGAACAAUCCGAGCAUCACCAGCAGGUGCAGUGGCAAGCACAAAUGCAUCGUAGACACUCGACUUAUCUAUUUACGGUAUUGGACAAGUUGUUGGUGGGUAAGAAGUCAUCAAAUUCAGCGAACUAUUCUGAGAAAUGGCGUCAAAAUUUUUCAUCUCGUCCGACAUGGUGCGAUGCAGAUAUGGCUUUGCAGCAAAUCAACCGAGGUAUGGCGACGGGUAAUCGAAUCGCAUUAUAUGCGCGCUCAUUUUUGCAAUCUCUUCUUUAUCAUCUCGGAUCAUUUGUACAAUGCUGGGCGUGGACAGUAAUUCUUAUAGGCAUCGGUGUUUAUUUGACUUGUACAUUCGGGUUACAAAAUGUUCAUAUCGAAACGGAUAUCGUUAAAUUAUGGGUAUCACAAGGAGGUCGUCUAGAUGAAGAGUUACAUUUCCUGUCUAGAAUUCAGCAGCAAGCACAACAAGUGGCUAUCCGAACAACACGUUUAGCCAACAACCAUUCGUAUGUGUUCUUCACAAAGGUACACGUACAUCCGAUGAUGGUAGGCUGUUGCAUUCUUGCAUUUAAUUAUGCAACAUCAUCUCUAUCAAUAAUCACUAAUUCCGUUGCAGCUCCAAAAGAUCCAGAUUUACCUAAGGAAAAUGGGCUCGGUGGAGGAUUUCAGGUCGUUAUCCAAACACCCGAAGAAGUUGGAAUGAAUGUUCUCACUAAAGACGCGUUACUUAAGCACGUCGAACUCAUGAAACAAAUCUCUAGGUUCAGUGUCGAGAUGUACGGCGAGAACUGGACGUUAGCGGACAUUUGCUUCAAGCCACCUGCUCCAACGUUCCCGAAAGGACCGUUAACCGCUCUUCCCGAUGUACAGGGCUUCAUCAGUUCCCUUCCGAAAGGGAAUGUAACAUGGAAGAAUUUAAAUCCAUCAUCUGUAUUGAAUGAAGUGGGUGUACUGUUCGAUCUUGGAACCAUAGGCAAUUUCUUCGAGCGAGCAGGUAUAGGUGCAGCCUAUUUGGACCGUUGGUGUAUAGACCCACUGGAUGUGGAAUGUCCAGCGAGUGCACCGAAUGCAUUUGAUCGUUGUGCUGCACUGGCCAAGUUCUUGGCGUGGAAUGGCGCGAGGGCGAUGGAUGAGCAAAUACAUCUGGAUGCUGAAGUGAAGACAGAAGUCGCAUCAACUCCAUCAAAUGAUGGCUCGGCGGUUAUUUCGCAGUUGUUUGGAAGGAAGAAGAGGGACGUUGAGAAGAAGAACAACGACACAGAAGUGUAUGAUUAUUAUGCAUACGAGGACGAUAGCGAUUAUGCUGCGUUCUUGAAUGGAACGAAACAACAAAAGGAAGAGCCGAAGGAUAAUACAUGUGAUGUAUAUGGCAAAAGUUUCAUGCGAUGGAUGAAUGAAAACGAAAAAAGAUGGGGCGAAUUCUUGACUGAGAAGGAAAUGCCCGUCUAUCCAGAUUAUGGACAAGUAAUGACCGGUGGCUGUAAGGGAUUCGCAAAGAAAACAAUGAAUUGGCCUGAGGAUUUGAUCAUUGGAGGUAUCAAACGACAGAAUCAUAAGCUGCUCAGCGCGGAAGCAUUCCAGAGUGUUUUCUUGGUUUCAUCCGGUCAUGAUGUCUAUUUGCGUUUCAAGGAUGCUAAACCAGAACUGAAGCCGAAUCUCGAUACCAGAGCAUGGAAUCCGUUUAUGGCACAUCAAAUCGUUACGGCAUGGCAACGCAACUUCACAAAAAAGCUUUACGAUCAUCCAUGGAAUAAUCAGGAACGAAAUGUGAGACAGGUUCAUCCGCUAGCUUCUACCUCAAUUGCAGAUAUGCUCGAAGAAUUCAGUCAGUUCAAAUUUUUCAUCAUAUUCGUUGGAUAUUUCUUGAUGUUCAUUUAUGCUGGAUGGUCGCAGUUGAAGUGGGAUGGUUAUUGGUUAGCCGUAGACUCAUGUGUUGGGUUAGGCAUUCUGGGUGUGCUGCUCGUUACGUAUGCUAGUGUUUCUGGGCUUGGACUGUCCACGUGGUUUGGCAUCGAAUUCAACGCUGCUACCACACAGAUCGUACCAUUUCUUACACUUGGCUUAGGAGUGGAUGAUAUGUUUCUUUUAUUACAUAAUUACAAUGAUCUCGUUCAUACAGUGAAAGAAAAGGAAAUUGGAAUUCUGAUGAAAGAAACCGGUAUGAGCAUUGUGAUCACAUCUACAAAUAAUAUAAUUGCAUUCAUGGCUGGUACCCUUUUACCCAUUCCAGCUUUAAGAUCCUUCUGCUCGCAGUCUGCGAUAUUGUUAUCUUUCAAUUUGGUCGCUAUCAUGGUCAUUUAUCCAGCAUUUAUCACCAUCGAUUUGAGACGUCGUAAGUCUGGUAGGAGAGAUAUGGGUUGUUGCUGUAUGGGCAGUGCAUCCGAAAAGAAAAAGUUAGGAGCCGAGAGUAUGGAGAUUGAUCGAAAGUGUGUUAUCGCCGAGACAAGCAUGCCUUCACAUGGUUAUCCUCAGCCACCACCCCCGAUUAUUCAUCAUUCGACUGCUUCAAAACACUCGAACGACAACCAAAAAAGCGAAGCUAAGUGGUAUACCUUGCAAGGAUUCCUUCACAACUAUUACAUUCCAUUCCUCAAACUCAGCUCGACAAAGGCAAUGAUACUCGUCAUAUGCUCUUCGAUGUUCGUCUUCGGCUGUGUCGGUUUGUAUCAAUCAGCACUCGGUCUUGAGUUGUCCGAUGUGCUACCGGAGGGUACAGCACCAGCUGCUUUUCUGAGAGCACGAGAACGAUAUUUCAGCUUCUAUCCCAUGUUUGCGGUACUGAAAGGACCGAAUAUUGAUUAUGCAAACAAACAAGAAAUGAUCGAACAAUACAGAUUCGAUAUAGCGAAGUCCGAUUUUGUGAUCAAAGUGGACGGACGUCCAAGUGAAGAAUAUUGGCUAUCUUUGUUGAGAACAUGGCUGCGAUCAUUACAAGAACAUUUGGAUAAGGCAAUAAAUGAGAGUAAAAUAGACAUCCAAACUGGGCAUAUCCUGAAUGCACAAAAAUUGAGUGACGAAGCGAAAAUAGCGCAUCGAUUGGUUUGUUCUUUUUGUAUGAAAGGCGCUCAUAAUCUCUCCAUACAUGUUGUAAUUGCACGUUUAACAAACAACAUUUCAUUGAAGAUAGGAAAGAUUCGUCUUGUUGAUGAUAGUGGUCGAAUAAAUGCAGAUGGAUUCUACAAUUAUUUAACUGGUUGGUAUAAUGUCGACAAUAUGAUGUAUUAUGUCUCACAAGCAUCGUUCUAUCCAAACCCGCCUGCGUGGGCAUUAACAAAGGAAGAAGAAAUUGUACCUCCGGCAGCACCCCUCGCAUACAGUCAGAUUCCAUUCUAUUUGACUAAUUUGAUUGACACACCGAUCAUUGUUCGCAUGAUUGAGGAGAUCAGGUCUGUUUGUGACCGAUACACUGAAGAGGGAUUGCCUAAUUUCCCAAUGGGCAUUGCAUUCACCUUCUGGGAACAGUAUUUGCAUCUGAGUUGGCAUCUCUUUCUGGCGAUUUGCACGAUCGCAGCGUCAGUGUUUGUGGUGAUCUCAAUUCUGAUCUUCAAUCCAUGGGCUGCCUUGAUGGUGAUGGUGGUCGUUGUUUCGAUGACUUUGGAAUUGGCUGGUUUCAUGGGUAUUGCUGGAGUGAAACUCAAUCCCGUUAGUGCAGUCACUCUGAUUACUGCUGUCGGCAUCGGCGUUGAAUUCACAGCCCACGUCGUAUUAGCGUUCUUGACAUCGCUUGGUACCAAGAACGAGCGUAUGGCUGCGUGCAUGGACCACAUGUUCGUGCCUGUCAUUCACGGUGGUCUUUCAACGUUACUUGGAAUCAUAAUGUUAGCGUUUUCGGAGUUCGAAUUCGUCGUGAAAUAUUUCUUCAUAGUGAUGUCAGCUCUUAUCAUUAUUGGGCUUAUCAACGGGUUAGCGCUUCUACCGGUGCUGUUAUCACUAAUUGGACCACCUUGUGAGAUUCGACCGGUGAAUGGAAUGAACUAUUUACCAGUACCCCCACCGUUGAAUAACAAUAACUCAUAUCUAUCUCGAACGGAGGACAGUGCUGCUGAAGAUGAGGGGUUUCGUAACCGAGUGAGUGGUGCGUUCGUUGAAAUGCAAGUGAAUGGUAGUGCCAAAAAAGAAACUGAUUGCGAGUACUGCUAUCGUGAUUCGUUGUCAACUAUCAAAGAGGAGAAUGAGGUGAAGAACAGGCUUUCCUUUUCUCUCCUAUCAGCUAUCAGCUUUCAGAACGCGAUUGUGCGCUCUUGCUCAUCACCGUGCCCACUGUCGGUUGCUGCCAAUAAUGCGCCGUGCUCAUCCUCGACCACCUCUACUUCAGUGUGCAACACUCCCAAGCACAUCUCUUGCCCAUCUGCUGUCGUUUCAAUGACUGUCGGUGCUAUCACACCUCAACGUUCUACCUCACCUCUGCUCACUUCUGAUUCACAAGAGGAUUUCUUGACUCCUCUUAAGUUCACCUCUGCCGCAAUCAGGCUUUGA
Messenger RNA from Anisakis simplex (herring worm), 4587 nucleotides. NCBI's taxonomy places the organism in Eukaryota, Metazoa, Nematoda, Chromadorea, Rhabditida, Anisakidae. The record is from the annotation of a GenBank genome assembly.